AUGAGUUUGGGUGCGCGCGCCACCAAGGGUGGUGCAAAGGGGAAGGAGGGAAAGCAACAGGACAAAGGCAAGGGAACAGACAAGCAACAGCCCAAGGAAAAAGCCAAGCCACAGGCGACUACAGAACAGCUUCGCAUGGCUAACAUAGUGGACCGGAAAGGUGAAGAUGCAGAUGUUCGCAGAAUGGUCACACAGCUGAUGGAGAUGACAUUUAGAUCUGAGGAGGAAGUUUGCUCGGCCCUGCACGACAUGGACAAUGACAUGGACGCCGCUUGCAACCUUCUGAUUGAGGAGAGUCCCAGGAUACAGAGCGAAUGGCAGACAAACGAGAAAAAAAAGAAAAAGCCACCAGCUCCAGCUGGGAAUGGAGAAGUGGAGUCAGGUAAAGAGGCACGGGAGCCCAGAGACCCAAGGGAUCCACGAGCGCGUUCGGGACCGAGACCGCGUCGAGGCGAGGGUGAAGGCCUCCGCGGUAGAGGCUCUGGUCGCGGACGAGGUGGAGGCCGGGGUGGUCGUGGCGGCCGUGGUGGGAGACGUGGGGGCGGCGGUCGACCCGGCAGAGACAGGAACGACCACUCGUGGAAUCCGACUGACAACGGUGGCAACAUGGGUGAUUCUUUCCCUGCUACGGAGGAUUGGGACAAUGAGGAAUGGUCAGGCUCUCUAUCAGACACCAAGGUGUUCACCCCGAGUUCGUUGGCACAGAAUGCAGCUGACGGCGAUGCGGCGCCCGCGCAGGUUCCACCCUCUGAGGACUGGGAAGUGCCAGAGACAAAUGGGCCAACAGAGGGACACAUCCCCACUUACACUUACCACAAUACACAACAACAUCACUCUAACAUCGAGCAACAAAUGGUGUCCGGUCCGUCAGUAACGUCUGGUCCAGGCGUCGGCAACUUGGCAGCAGCCCCAGCCGUGGCAACUGAGCCGAUCGACAACUAUCACCAUCAUCAGCCCAUGGGCAUGUCAGGAUCGCUGAGCGCUGCGCAAUCUCAAUACCUGUCGCAGCUGACGCACCAAGCGCAAAGGCACGAUAAUAGUGUUUACGCUAGCAACUACGGUGUGUACGGUUCCGCGGAGAUGAGCAGCCAGAGAAAGCCCCAGCGGGCGAGGGUGCCUCCUCCAUCUAAGAUUCCGUCGUCAGCCGUGGAAAUGCCUGGCGGUGGCGAAAGUGGAGGUGGCAUAUUCCUCGAUGUUCAAUUUGGUGCUUUGGAACCGGACGCCAUUGACACGCCACAGCACACUCCACACGCGCCGCAAGUCCAACAGGUCGCGCAACAGGUGCAACAGGUCGCUCAACAAGUGCCACAAUCGCACACCCCGCCGCAGCCCACUCAGCAGCAAAACGUGCAGCCCAUGCAGAACGCGCAAUCCGCCCAACAGCCCCACACGCCGCAAACUGCUCGACCUAAGCAGUACGCGACGCAGGUGGCACAGCAAGUCGCGGAUCCGCAAGUCGUUGCGACGAGUCACGAGACUGUCGCGGAAACGCCCGCGGCCUCUUACCCCAAUUCCAACAUGCUAAACGAGAGUCUAAACGCAGUGGAAUCAAGUACGACCAACCAACAACCUGCCACGUUAGAACCUGCCGCUUCCAAUGCAAGCUCAAUAGAUAAGUUAUCUGCGUCACUUGCGGCGGUCGUGUCCGACACGAGCACGAGUAGCGCUGCUCAAUCGGCCAUGCACCACCACCAGCAUUACGCCCACCACAACCACAGGACGAAGCAACCGGCGACCGGUGCAGCGACAGUCUACCCGAGCGGUGGAGUGUCUCACCAUCCGCCCCUAUACGGUUCUGCGUUAUACGCGCCACAGGUGAAUUCAAGUUCUGCGGCGUCGUUAGCCGGUGCGGUGGCCGGCGCAGGUGUUGCAGGAGGGGUGGGGGCUUCGCAUGCGGCGCCACUUAACCCUGCGCAGUAUCCUUCUAGCGUAACGUUAACCACCUAUCAACCUAUCAUCAAUUCGUACCAGCAAACGUCAUCGUCAGCGGGGGUAUAUGGUGGUAGCGCGUUAUAUACGGCAGCGCCGUACACGCCCUAUCAGCCCUCUCAACUACCACAGCCCAAACACAAAGAACAGUCACAGUAUGACAACUCGGUAGCGUCGAGUAACAGUUUAACGAAUGCGUCCACAACACAACAAACGUCCACAGCUAAAGUGGUCACGACCACAGCGAGUGCAGCAGUGAACAGCGGGGUAUCGUCAACUUCCGGUAGCAGUGCGGCAAGCGCUGGUGGCGCGGGCAGCGCGGGCUACGCUGGAGGCGCCCUCUACGGUGGUGCAUACUACGAUGAGCAACUAUGCAGAGGCACUUUACCACAUCAUAUGGGUGGCUACUACGAAGUCGGUUACGGUGGUCGGGACGGUAGUACGUUUGGUUUAGGAGCUGCAGAAAGGUUUCCAAGAACCGAUGCUGCUUCACCACAACAGGUGCCUGCCGCAUUACCACCAGGUUACGCGUACUUCUAUCAGCAUCCGCCUACCACAUACCAAUAUGGAGUCUACCCUACGUAUGGCGGUGGAUCUAAUGUGGGCGGAGUUGGUGGCGUAGGCGGAGUUGGCGGUGUGGGCGUGUCUACUGGAGGAAAAGUAUCAGCCUAUUCACAGCAACAACAGCCGCCUUACGACGCGCAAGACACGUACAAACCCGGCGGUCCUUACACCGGCAACGCAAAUAAGAGUGCGGCCGGCGCAAGCGCAGAUCUCACUAACGCGAUGUACGGAAAGGCGCACGUCGCGCUCAACAAGGUUAAUAGCUAUGAAAAGGCCGGAUUCCACAGCGGUACUCCACCACCGUUUGGUGCUGCCUCGCACUUGUACAUCCCCGCGCCGCCGCACCACCACCCACACCACCAUCCACAACAUCAGAUGGAUGUACGGGUGAACAGUAGUCAUAAUAGGCGGCAAAAUGGUCGAUUAAAGACAAACUGUAAUAUAAUGAUUUCUGUAGGAGAGUGGUGCCGGGGGACGGGCAGCAGGCGGGAAGGCUGGAGGCAGCAAGCCCACGUAUUCGCAGUCCUACUGGGCGCCCAACUAGACCACGUUAUGCGGCAUGCAACGGUCGUUCGACACAUGUACAUAGGGCGCUAG
This is a messenger RNA of Leptosia nina, 3090 nucleotides long. The record is from the annotation of a GenBank genome assembly. NCBI's taxonomy places the organism in Eukaryota, Metazoa, Arthropoda, Insecta, Lepidoptera, Pieridae.